ACAUACCAGCCGUUACCAACACCCCCUGAUCACUCUCAGACACUCCCAGGACCGUUGAAGACAGAGACAGGACAGAAUGUCUCUCAAUGUCUUGUACGGUGUAUUGUCACAUUCCAAUCCCUAUAACGGACUGAAGAGAGGGUCUCCGAGAAGAUGGCUGCCGCUAUGUUCACUGAAUGAGAGGACUGCCCGGCCUCUAGCGUCCAGUAGGGGGAGAAUGGUGUGGUGACGUCAGGGGCGGGACUAGGAGGAGCGCGGGAAAUUCAGACUCUUCACUCCGGAACCUGAUGGCACCAAUCAGAAUCCAGCACGUCGUUUCCUUCAGCUCCCAGGAUCCCAGGCACCCCGUGGACAAUCUUCUGAGUGACAACAUCCAGCCGUGGCUGAGCUGCCCCCGGGACCGCAGCCGCCAGCUGAAGGUUGAGCUGCAGUUGGAGCGAGCCAGUCAUAUUGCGUAUAUUGACGUGGGAAACAGCGGAUCAGCCUUCUUCCAGAUUGACGUUGGCCGCUCCAGUGGGCCUGUAGGUCAACCAUUUGUCCCUUUGCUACCUACAGCCACCCUAAUGUCCCCAGCAGACUCUAAACUGGAGAAGAACGCCAGAGGGGUCCGGAUGUUCAAAGAAGGUGACUUCUUGGAAGAGACUGCUGGUGAGAAAUGGGACCGACUACGAAUCACCUGCAGUCAGCCCUUCAACAAGCAGGCACAGUUCGGCCUGUCUUUUAUACGCCUUCGAUCUGCGCUGGAAGAAGAGGAUCAGAACUGCGCUCCGGAAACCAAUACUCAUCAGGAAUAUAAGUCCUCUCUCCUCUCCGGCAUGCUUCCAGGAAAACUUCAGAAAGAAGAGGAUACCAACAAUCGGGAUCCUAGAGAGGAACGGAUAAAGGAGAGGCUGCAGCGGGUCAUGUCCCCACCUUCUCCCCGCACCCCAUGCCUCAGCCGCACAGUCCGCAUGGUGCUAUCGGCAACCCAGUCACGUAAACGCAGCUAUCCCGUCACAUCGCCAUCGAGUUCUCCCACCCCCCUACAGCCUGGAGAGGGCGACGGCCAACAUGGAGAGAGCCCGGUGUCCUCUGGUUCUUGUCCUGAGACGUCUGUGACACCCAGCAAACCAAAGUAUUGUGGAAAUUCCUCCAACAGAGGCAGGCAGAGAACAGUACGGACGCGCGGGAGAGGGAGGAGACCGUCUGGUAAUCCACAGAGAAAAGAACGUGGCGGUCAGUACCCAACACAGCUCCCUCCUCCCGGGACAAGCUGCUGUCCUAUCUGUGCAGGGUACUUUCCUGCCGAUGCCCUUCCUGUUCACGCCUCUAGCUGCGGGGAAGUCUAUCAGCCGCCCAGUAUCGUCUUAUCGUCUUCAGACGACGAUUCCUUGGACGGCUUCCAGGUCAUUCGGGAUGUUCCAGAGUCCUGGGUCACAUGCCCGCUGUGUGCGUUCCGCUUCCUGAGCACUGAGAUAGAACAACACGCCAGCAUGUGUGGGGAGUGAAUCUUCGUCAGGACCAGUGGAGUCCUCCUACCGUCAAACCUCUUACAGCUCUGCGCUGGCCGCUGAACUGCUGUGUCAUGUAAUGUCAUACCCCGCCAACUGGGGGCACUGCAUGGAUUCUUGGAAAUGUAUUUGCACUAAAUUAUAUGAGUUCUUUGCCAAAAUCUAAAGUGGACCUGUCACCCACCUUCUCACGCUGCAAUCAGGAAAGUUUUUAAUUUAGGUUUUAAUAUAAUAGUUUUUUAUAAGAUAAAUGUAUAGACUAUAUGUAACGGAAUGACCCGUGACAAACAGAGACUUUGGAAGGAUGAGGGGUACUCCUGUGCCAGCGUCACUAAUAA
Molecule: messenger RNA, 1828 nt
Organism: Rana temporaria (common frog)
Lineage: Eukaryota; Metazoa; Chordata; Amphibia; Anura; Ranidae
Gene: XNDC1N
Product: DNA repair protein XRCC1
Exons: 10
Coding region: 288-1487 (399 amino acids)
Biological process (GO): single strand break repair; base-excision repair
Cellular component (GO): nucleus
Molecular function (GO): damaged DNA binding
Source: RefSeq, a predicted model, not a curated record